CAGCCACCCUUCAUUCACCUCUCCUCCUCUCUCAGCUUCUCCACCAGCUGCUCGGACUCAGCUGGAGGUUUGUGAUGGUCACAUGACGAUGUUGUGGGUAUAUUACUCCAAAUGUCUGAGCUUGUUCUCCUCUAACAGAGCCCGCUGACCGCCUCUGCAAGCACCGAGAAGACAAAGUGUGUGCACGCUGCAGUGUUUUCACUCUCUGACACUUUGACAGCUGACAGACUUGAACUGGAGAAAAGUCUGGAGUUAUCAGCGCCGAGACGAAACUUUUUGCAGGGGAAUUAUGAGAAACGUGGAGCUGUGAAUUUUAUAUCCAAUUAACAGCUGACACGUCAGGAGGAGAUGGAGAACAAGGCCAUGUAUCUGAGUACAUAUGAGGAGAGAGAGAGCGGCUCCAUGUAUGAAGAGGCCUACGAUGGACGCAACUUGUCCAAACUGAACCUGUGUGAUGAAGGUUCCAGUAAACGUCGCAGGAAGCAGGAUCAGUGCUGCAGUCACCUGAACUCUCUAUCAGCCAUCAAGUACGCUAUCGUCUCCCUCUACAUCCUCGUUAUUCUCACCAUCUUCGGACUCUGCCUGGCAGUCUCUCGUUCCCAGGUUUCCUCACAGCGCCAGGAGGUGCUGAUGGAGAACGUGACCCGGAUGUCUGAGCGCUCUCGGCUGCUGCAGCAGAACCUUGGCGAGGCGUCCACUCAGGCUGACCUGCUGGAGAACAUCUGGAAACUGGAGAACCUCUUCCAGAACCACAGCGACUGGUUGCAGAGGCUGGAGAUCCUCAUCAAGGGCCUGGAGGUGGAGCUGAGGAGCAUUCAAUCUCACUCUCUUCAGUCAGAGGGCUACCUGGUGCAGCUGGACGACAGGUUGUCCCUUUUAAGCAGCUCCACUGGCAGGAACAUGACGGGCCUGACUACGGAGGUGAGCCGUGCCUCCACCUGGCUCCGCGAACAAGACGUUCUGCUCAGGGAGACGUCAGGACAAGUGAGCAGACUGAGAGAGAAAGUGGAUGAGGUUAACUGGACGGUUGGAGCUGUCAAUCACACCUUCAGCAAUGACAUCAGUAUUCACCACUUGAAGAUACAAGACUUGCAGAUCCAGAUCAGCAACAUUACAGAGGACACCAGCAGUUUAUGGGUGACCCACGUCCACACAGAGGCCCAGCUGAGGAACGAGAUGGAGAUCCUCAACACAAUCACAGAGGACCUCCGCCUGAAGGACUGGGAACACUCCAUGGCCCUGAAGAACUUCACCAUAUUAGAAGGUCCCCCGGGGCCAAAGGGAGACAAGGGUGAUAUGGGACCAAUGGGUGCUGCCGGGAUUCCUGGGUUGGUAGGAUUGAGAGGGCUUACAGGGGAGAAAGGCAUCCAGGGCCCUCGGGGGAUCAAAGGGCCUUCUGGGGGCAACGGUGAUCAGGGAGAAAAAGGAGACACUGGACCUCCUGGUCCUAGAGGUGACAGAGGAGAAAGAGGGUUCAAGGGGGAGAAGGGGGAUCGAGGGGACCGAGGAGAGAAAACAGUGGAGGAGACUUUGGUGCGUCUGGUGAACGGGUCAGGUCCUCAUGAAGGUCGUGUGGAGGUUUUCCAUGAACGCCGCUGGGGGACGGUGUGUGACGACGUCUGGGAUAAAAAAGACGGAGACGUGGUGUGUAGGAUGCUCGGAUACCAAGGAGCCACUGAGAUCCAUAAGACUGGACGCUUCGGACAGGGUACUGGUCUGAUCUGGAUGGAUGACGUGGCUUGUACAGGGACUGAAGACACCAUCCAUCAGUGCAAGUUUCCUGGUUGGGGCAAAACCAACUGCGGCCAUGUGGAGGACGCUGGUGUGACCUGUGCCGUCUAAACCUUUAUGAUCCUGACACUGCUACAGCGACCAAGCAUCUCCAGUGCCUUAGACCUUUAAGAAGCUACAAGGUGCACAACAUCCUACCAUUGCCAGGGGGUGUCACAUUAGCAGUAUGUCAGCUGACAAACCUCAGUGCUGUGCAAUGAAGUAAAUCUGCAGCUUUUUUUAGCACUUCAUGAUUAAACAUUUACCUACAAGACUGAAUCAUGGGAGCAAAGAAAAUGCACACAUUUUCCAAACUUUGAGCAACCAUGUGAGCUUCUACACGGGGAUGAUCGCCCAACAGGACUGUUCAUCAGGAGUGCUUCAUCAGACUGAAUUACAGAGUCUUCAGUGAAGGCCAAAGGUCAGCUUUCUGCCAUCAGAGGCUCGUCUGGUUUGUUGUUUUUGCCUCCUGCAUAGGGAGGAAGCGAAUCCAACAACUUCACCACCGCAGAGCCUUCAUUCAUUUGUCAGCUGUCGUCUCUGAGUUGGAGCUGAAAUGAUGCAUUAAGAAACUGACAAGACUGUUAUUGACAAACUGAUUUUUCAUUUACUGGCAGCUGCUCUUCGCACUAUUAUGUAGGAAUGGCUUUUGAGUGAUGCUAAACAUACAAACUGCCUUAUAUAUAUAUACAUAUGUAUAACAUAGCAUUACCCAGUAAGGGAUGAUUUGAUGAUUUGCAGGAGAAAAAGCAGUUGUUGAGUUAAAACUGGGAGUAAAUUUCACCUUUUCAACUUAAUUCUAAAGAUGCUUUGUGGGGUUUUGUGUAAACAAACAAGUUCUGGGUAUGUAAGGUAGAUAUGCUGCUCGGGACCAAAGACCAAAGACCCAAAAAGUUAGUGACAAGUUGGAACAUUUUAAGGUAUCAAGUGAUGCCACUAAAACCUUGGAAUGGAUCUUCUACAGCCUAUAAAUGCAUAAAAUGUGGACAGAUUAUUUCAGGAAAAACUGGGAAUAUGAGUAACACCAUAAAACACCUCAUCAAGCAUGUAGAAAGGCCAAUGGCCUUUUUGACGCAAGACUUUAAAUGAAGUACUCUCUUGGUAUCGGUAUCACUUAAAGGAUUCUGGUGUAUAUUUUUAAACCAUACCCAGUCCUUCCUUCAAGAAGGUUUAAAUCUGGAGCAAAUGGACGUGAAGAUGUUUCACCUCUCUUCCAAGAGGCUUCUCCAGUUCUGACUGAGUGGUGGGGAGAUUUAAAUAUUUAGCCUAGACAGGAUCAUAAACCCAGCUAUAGUUUACACUUGGUUCGUCAGUGCUUGUUGCAGACUGUCGUCAGAGUUGUUAAGGUCACCUGAGGUCUGGUGUGGACGAUGGUCGUUGGAGCCACAUGAAGCCAAGCGUGAAUUGCUGCUAGGUCUCUUGGGAAGGGAUGAAGUGACAGCAUUGUAGGUGGAGGAUAAGGUGUGAGAGACCUCCUCCUCUGUUGAGGGAUAGUUUCUUUAAUUUAACAACUCUGACAACAGUCAUCACAACAAGAACAAGCACUAACAAACUUGCUAAAGCCUCUUGGAUGAAAGGUGAAACAUCUCAACGGUUUUACAACCAUGUCCAGUUGCCCCACAUUUAACCCCUCUUUAGGGGAGAGAUGGCCUGGAUGACUAAGAACCUUUAUAGACUUUCAUAUCCAGCGCCAAAACAUUAGCCACAACAGCUUUACAAGGAAAUAUUUUAGGGUUUUGCAGCUUUUUAGCUUAGUUUGAACCUCAACAUCUAGACACCCUUUAACCUGCAAAUCACCAAAUGCGUCUUUACUGCGUGCUUUAUAUUUAUAAAUAAAAUAAAAAUGGAAAAAAAAACACAACUAACAAAGAUUUUGUAAAGGGUAAUCAGUCACUGCGGCUGACAGAUGAAGUGAUUCUAAAGAAGAGAGAACAGAUGAGUAUAAACAGAUGGAUGCAUGGACGCCUGCCCUGUACGAUUUAUAGCAGCGGGCCUGUCAGUGUUUAUUGCCAAAAGUUGGGUUGUUUCAGCAUUAAUGCACAUGUGUAUGCACACACACACACACACACGCACACCAACCAUAACAGACAAGCUUCUUCUUUUGAGGUUUAUGCCUCUGUCUAAGUCAGGUUUAAUCUUUAUGGCUGCCUUCAGAUCCAAAAAGGCUGGUACCUCCCAAGUGUCCUUGCUCACUUCUCCUUCUGAGCCAGCAGGAGACAUCGAGGUUGGAAUGAAAUAUGCAUGAGUCUGUCUCUUUACCCAGUCAAGUUUUACAUUUGAAGAGGGAAAACAUGUUUUAUGCACCUUUAAAAUUUGGCUUUAAAAACUCACAAAGUUCAGAUUUUUUCCCCCACUAAGGAGCUGUAGUUCAGCUGCCUCUGAUCCUGUACUCUGUCUGUGUAAGCUGUCCUACUUUAAACAAAUCAAAAAUUGUCUGGUACACUUUACUUUUAUGAAAAUUAAUCUGCACAGAUGAUGGCCAUUUAAAAACUUGUGUUCAUGUGAGUAAAGAAAAAAAAAUGUUGGAUUUGAAAUUGACUUUUCAAGGCGGUGCAGCCAGAAAUGACUUGCUCUACCUCAUGUUCGAGUGCCUUCAAGUGUGUGUUUGUCGAGGGUUUAUGUUUUAAACCACGACUCUGCCACAGAAGAAGACAAAUUAAAGAAGGAAAAGGAGAAAAGGGAUUUGGGGAAAAGGGAAAAUGAGGUGAGAAACCAGACUCAAUAGACUGAUGUGUCUCAAAAGAAAAAGGGAUUUGUGGGUGGGUAACAUUUUUCCCUCUUACAUUUUUCUUUAAAAGUUGAUUGGAUACGUUUUCUGGUACAAAAACACAUGUCUUUCUUUUUCUUUUUUUUUACCUUUUGGCAUCGCCGAAUAACAACAAGCACAACUGAACUGAACCUUGCAAACAGCAUCGACAACUCUUCGGCCUUCCAGGAGGCUAGUUCAUUUUUUUCUGAUUAUUUUUUUUUUACUUUGGUUUGUAAACUGUUUUAUAAAAGCUGUUCUCACUGUGACUAUUCAGACUUAUUGACACCAACACUGGCUGCCUAAUGUAUCCCAGUUGUAUCUUGCCUAUUAUUGUUUUUAUAAUUCAUAUUAGAGCUGAAACGAUCAAUUGAUUGAUGAGUCAAUCAACCGUAAUAUCAACAACAUUCUUUCUUAAAUGUGGGUAUUUGCUGCUUUUCUGUUUUUUUUUUUUUAUCAUUGUAAUCUAAUUUCUCUAUAUUUGCUAUUGACUGAGAAAAUAAUUGGCAGUUAAGUUGCAGCCCUAAAACACAAACACAUGUCACUGACAGUAUAAAGAAUGGACAGUGUAUGCGUGGCCACGGGUUUCUGAAGAGAAGCUUAAAAUUUGUGGCGUUGACUGCCGCCAUGUCACUUAUGCAUAACUUUAAGACUUUAAGACCAAAACAGUUUUUUGUACCAGGCUGUAAACAUGUUUAUCUUUGCUGUGAAGUUGGACAUUUUAACGUGGGGACUUAUGGAGGUUGACUCAUUCUGUAGCCAGCCUCAAGUGGACGUUUGAGGAACUGCAGUUUUUGCCACUUCUGCAUUGGCUUCACUUCACAGUCACAGAGGUUGCUACUUGGGUUUAAUGCAGAAGAAAUUGUCUUUAUAUGAUACAUUUAAUAUACAGUAUCAGAAACCCGAUGCAUGCUGUGGUUACACUUUGAUGUCCAGUAGUUUAUUUAGAAUGUGAAUGGGAAGAAUUUAAAAUUUACAAGGCUGUAGAGUCGUAUACUUUCCAACUAAUGCGUGCAUGAUUGAGUGUGACUUCUUUUUUUCCCGUGAAGCACCAAAGUGUAGCUGACAGUCCGACUGAGUGGCAGCCAGGCCUUUAUGUGUCUGGUCCUGAAGUCUCGCUUUCAUUUUGUUAGAGGCGUCACACUCUGUGGAGUUAUUACUAAAAGCUCUGCCUUUCUAACACAACGGCCAAAGAUAACACCCAUGGCUCCUUCAGUAUAUUUUUACUCCGCUUAUUUGUCAUCUCCUCUGUUGGAGAAGCAAACAAAAUGUUAUUGAUUGAGAUUCCUGUGAAACAUUUUCUUAGAAAAUAGUUUUGUGUUUACACAGGUUUGAGUAUGUUUUAUUCCACAGUAUUGACACCAACGGGCCUUUUAAUAUUCUAUAUUAAUAGAAGGAAGUGCAGCUAUGAAGGUGGCAGUGUGCCCAGCUUUUGUUUGUCUGCUUGUCUGCCACUGAAAAGAGACAGUUUAACUUUUAUGCCAUUUUCUAUUUUAGUUAAAGGUUCAGUGUGUCAGAUUUAGGAGGC
This is a messenger RNA of Larimichthys crocea (large yellow croaker), 6044 nucleotides long. It is a transcript of the gene scara5, whose product is annotated as scavenger receptor class A, member 5 (putative). Gene Ontology annotation, molecular function: serine-type endopeptidase activity; ferritin receptor activity. NCBI's taxonomy places the organism in Eukaryota, Metazoa, Chordata, Actinopteri, Sciaenidae. The transcript has 12 exons. Gene Ontology annotation, biological process: iron ion transmembrane transport; zymogen activation. The coding region runs from base 349 to 1842 and encodes 497 amino acids. The record is from RefSeq and is a predicted model, not a curated record. Gene Ontology annotation, cellular component: plasma membrane.